This is a messenger RNA of Trypanosoma brucei brucei TREU927, 3291 nucleotides long. Its product is annotated as ubiquitin carboxyl-terminal hydrolase, putative. Gene Ontology annotation, cellular component: nucleus; cytosol. The record is from RefSeq and is a predicted model, not a curated record. Gene Ontology annotation, molecular function: cysteine-type endopeptidase activity; cysteine-type deubiquitinase activity. The transcript has a single exon. NCBI's taxonomy places the organism in Eukaryota, Euglenozoa, Kinetoplastea, Trypanosomatida, Trypanosomatidae. Gene Ontology annotation, biological process: ubiquitin-dependent protein catabolic process; protein deubiquitination. Bases 1 to 3291 code for a protein of 1096 amino acids.
AUGGUUAGUGCGGGCAGUGACUUUCUUUCGCAGCAAUACUCCAUAGAGGAAGGAGAGGCGGAACGGCGUGCGCAACCAUCACUUAUUGAUAUUUUGCUGCAACUUAAUUCACCAGCCCUUUUUAGGCAAUCUCAGAAAGUUACACUACCAUGUCAACGCGAUGUCAUAAACUUUAUUGUUGGCCGCAUAUCAGAUAUUGGAAUGCGCGUCGAAAGGAGUCGUAAUUACGUGGAAAAUGUUUCACCGCUAGGGUUAGCUUUGGUGCGCAGCGCCCUGCAGACGGCCUACCAUAAUUCCCGGAUGGAUGUCUUCACCCGCUCACGGGAAACCGGAAUGAGCAGGGAUGAGGUUAGUAGUGAGGGGUCAGGGGAGAACAAUUUUGCGACUGCCGAUGGGACCAUUGCCGGGAUCGUUCUUAGUAGCCUUGCUGGGUCAGCUGAACCAUCGCUUUUUGCUGGAGCUGUUUCUGGGUUUCUCGCGUUCGGCGUCAACUUCGCGAAGCCACGGCAGGAAACCUUCAGUGGGCGAGGGAGACGAAGAAGAAGAGUAGAGACAGCAACUUCUCCCUUAUCACACGACGAUGAGACAGACAGUAUUGAGUCAUCCCUUCCACCACUAGACGUAGCACUUUGGUGUUUGCACAGAGUUGCGGGAGAGAUCCUUUCGACUGCCGCAAGGAAAAUAAGCGAUUUCAAAAAGUCACCGCUUGCGCAACGGAAUGGCGUUCCGGUUGCUGCGCAAUUUUUCGGAUGCCACAAGGAUCCAUUUGACUGCCGUCACAACAAUAAUGGGCGAUCCGAGCAAAUAGUAAUCCAUUUGCUACUCCAAAGGGCGUACUCAAUACUGAAGAUGCUCCAUAUUUUUGCACUUAAUGAUACGAUUCCUGCCGAUAGCAUUCCUGGGUGUGCAGUUGGCGGCCCAGCCGCGGAUGGCAGCGGCUUGUACACAGUGAGUGCGUUUUGUUCCCUCUUAAAGACUUCAAUGCACAAUGAUGUGCCCUCCUUCGUACACUUGAUAACAGAAUCAUUGGGGAACUUGGCCGAGGUGACGAGGCCAGUGGUCGGUGAUAUUAGUAUGGUGGGACGCAUUGCCCUCGAAAUGAUUUCGGAAGAAGUGUGGAGGUUUACCAAAUCCACCACGCCACAUCUCAUCUUCUCCCUUGCAUGCUUUAGUGUGUUCCCAGCUCUGCAGCGGUGCUGCACGCCGGUAAAUAUGACGAGAGAUGAGUUGAGUACAGUGGCGAAUCUCUUUCGGGGACAUAUCCCCCGACUUUUCCUAGAUUAUUACAAAAACUCAUCAGGUGGGGCCGACGGUGCGGGUCGAAAACAACUUUCCAGCUGCUGCCCGAGCGGAGAGGUAAUGAAACCACUGUAUGCGGCACCUGGUGUCAAAUUAGCCCCGUCACUCGAUGGCCCCAGAAGAAAUGCCGACAACUUCGAAAUGGCAGACGGAUUAGGCAACUUGGCUGCUGCUCGGCGUGGUAAGGAAUCGGGAGAGGCGGUCUCUGCGGUUUGUCAACUUUUCUUGGGCCUUAGGAAUGCUGGAAAUACAUGCUUCGUAAAUAGCUUUCUUCAGCUUCUUUUCACCGCGAAAUAUUUUAGCUUGGAAUUGGUGCGCGGUGUCCUCCAGGUACUCAGCGAGCGAGGCGCUGCUGAUGGGCAAGUUGGCGAAGACGCUGGCGGCAACGCUGACAUCAACAGUAAUAAAAAAAAUAAUGUUGAUUCAACUAAAGUGACGACGGCGGUUUUCCACAAGCUUUCUCGUGGUGCCGACGAACUAGUUGUUAUGGUAGCACUUAUUCUAAGCCAAAUGCACUGGCAUCUACGCAACGGGUAUAAUAGCUGUGCCAUUGAUACAUACCGUCUGCAGCAAUGUUUGCCGCCGCCGUUUAACGACGGUCGCCAGCACGAUACCUCCGAAUUUGCUAUGGCAUUGAUGGAUCGUAUCGACAACUUCGUGUUUACAGAAAAAAAUGACAACAUAGAGGGACAAGAUGAGAGCAAUGAAGACUGCUCUGAUUCGGGCACCAAGUUUGGGAAACGCAAAGACGAGAAGCAGCGGCCCAUGCUUGUUUCAAGGUGGUUUGGUGGGAACCUCGUGUCCACCAUUAAGUGCAGUGGAUGCGGAGCGGCACGCUCACGGCGGGCCCCAUUUUGGAUUGUUACUGUUCCACUGCGCCGUGAUGGUGACGGUGCAGCACAUGUAACAUCAUCUGCGUGUGUCGCUGCUCAGGGGCCAACUGCCAACGAUGAGCGGGAGAUUUCCAAAAGUACAGAAAUAGCACUAUCUGCCGAUGGUCGUGUGGCCAUAACCACAUAUCACACGGAUAACGCUUCCAUGAGAGGGGUAGAAAGUAAAUCUGAUUGUGCGUCGUGCGACGCUGAGGAGAAUGAGAAUAAUGCAGGGGUGCCUUUUCAGCGGUCCUUGCAGCAAUUACUCGGCAGGGUUCUGAACUACCGCGAGUCAAGGGAGGUCCUUCAAGGUGAAAAUAUGAUAUUCUGUGAAUCUUGUUGCAGCAAUGAGCAGGCGGAGAUGUUCACCGCCAUGCACGGAACGGUUAAUCAUUCGGCAGGGUUAGGUGCACAUUUUGAGAAUGAGGAAGAUGAACAGUCCCAAGGGGUUGUGGAAGAGAGCGCCGUUGAAGGGAUUCCACACUACCUCAUUUUGCAGCUGAACCGCUUUCAGUACUCGCACGCUUCGGAGUCACACGAAAAAGUGAUGGACGCAGUGGCUAUCGAGAAGUGUUUGCAUGUUCCAGUUCGAGUGGAAAGGAAAUCAAGUCGCUCACCGCUCCAUAGUAGUCAAGAUGAUGGAAAUAUGGGUAAUAUGAUUACCUCACCUGAUCCUAACGCACAUCGUGAGGAGCGUGGAGAAUGCGAUGAGCUUGUUGACAUCCAAGUGCAAUACAAACUGAGGGGUGUUUUGCUGCAUAAUGGGCCCGGUGUGUACUCCGGACACUAUUUUUCACUUCUUUUUCAUCCUUCAGGCGCUGAUUCAACUGGGAAGGAAUGCCCGGAGGUAAAGGGGGAGAGGGAGAAUGACGAAGAUGGCUUGUGGGCGUUAGCAAAUGACUCGCACAUAUCGUCGGUACAGUCCAAGGAUAUUGAUGCUGUCCUCAAAGGUUCCAGCGGUGUCGUCGGACCGCAUGAGACUCCGUACAUCGUUUUGUAUGAACGCUGUCGGAAGGCCGUCGGUGAAGAAAGUGGUGAUGGACGCGACGAUACUUUAUUCCCAAACCGCGUAAAUGAUUUGUUUCAUCUUUUGCGUGGAUCAGCUAAAACUGCAUAUUAG